AUGCCCCCGCCGCCCAGCACUGUGGGCCUGGCAGUCCUGUUCUUCUGGGCAGGCCAGGCAGUGCACACCUUGAUGCCCAAUGCCACCCUAGAGCUGGCUUGGACCAAGGGCACAGCAGUGCACUCCCUGAGUGGCCUGGGGGUGCCCCACUAUCGGCGGAAGCGCCACAUCUCUGCCCGGGACAUGAGUGCCUUGCUGGAUUAUCACAACCACAUCAGGGCCAGCGUGCACCCACCAGCUGCCAACAUGGAGUAUAUGAUCUGGGACGAGCGGCUGGCCAGGUCUGCUGAGGCCUGGGCCACCCAGUGCAUCUGGGCCCACGGGCCCUCACAGCUGAUGAGAUACGUGGGCCAGAAUCUUGCCAUCCAUUCUGGCCGGUACCGCUCGGUGGUGGAUCUCGUGAAGUCUUGGUCUGAGGAGAAGCGGCAUUACUUGUUUCCAGCCCCAAAGGAUUGCAACCCACAAUGUCCCUGGCGCUGCAGUGGCCCUGUGUGCUCCCACUACACUCAGAUGGUGUGGGCAUCCUCCAACCGGCUGGGCUGUGCCAUCCACACCUGUGGCAGCAUCAGUGUCUGGGGCAGCACUUGGCACCAGGCAGUGUACUUGGUCUGCAAUUACGCUAUUAAGGGCAACUGGAUCGGCGAGGCUCCAUACAAGAUGGGGAGGCCAUGUUCUGCCUGCCCCCCCAGUUACCAAGGCAGCUGCAGUAGCAACAUGUGCUUCUCUGGGCUCAAAUCCAACCGGCUCCUGUGGUUCUAA
Molecule: messenger RNA, 759 nt
Organism: Pipistrellus nathusii (Nathusius's pipistrelle)
Lineage: Eukaryota; Metazoa; Chordata; Mammalia; Chiroptera; Vespertilionidae
Source: the annotation of a GenBank genome assembly